Messenger RNA from Gongylonema pulchrum, 174 nucleotides. NCBI's taxonomy places the organism in Eukaryota, Metazoa, Nematoda, Chromadorea, Rhabditida, Gongylonematidae. The record is from the annotation of a GenBank genome assembly.
AUGCUACUGGUGGCCGCUGGCAUGGCGGUGGCAGCAGUGCAAGCAGUGGUGUGGUACUUGCGGACUGUGAUGAAAGCGGUGCCCGUAGUGGAAGCACGCCGCACGUACCCGCAAUUUGGCGUCAAGGGCAAUGCAUCGGCUCUGGAGCGUUUGGAACAGUCUAUCUAUGCUUAG